Molecule: messenger RNA, 4302 nt
Organism: Lampris incognitus (smalleye Pacific opah)
Lineage: Eukaryota; Metazoa; Chordata; Actinopteri; Lampriformes; Lampridae
Gene: carmil3
Product: capping protein regulator and myosin 1 linker 3
Exons: 41
Coding region: 1-4302 (1433 amino acids)
Biological process (GO): cell migration; regulation of Arp2/3 complex-mediated actin nucleation
Cellular component (GO): lamellipodium; plasma membrane
Source: RefSeq, a predicted model, not a curated record
AUGGCCUCGAAGGAGACCACCGCGGCAGGUUUCACUAGCGUCAGCAGAGAAAUCACAGAGAGCAUCAGGAGGGUACUUGAUAAGCAGGCCAUCAAGUUCGUGCGAGCAGUCAAACAGGAGACCCGCAGCGGCAAAUCGGACGACAGAAUUCUGGUCCUGGCAACAUGGAGGCUGUAUCUCUUUGCUGUCAAAGUACCCACCAAGAUGGAGGUCACCUUCAACUUCCUGGAGAUCCGAGCGAUGAACACCUACCCAGAACACCAGGUUGUCAUCGACACAGACAAGACCACCUACUCGUUGAGACUGCAGACUCAGGACCAGCUGGAUCACAUGGUCAACUACAUCAACUACGCCCUGUCCCGCGUCUUCAACAACUCCAUAUAUGCUCCUCCUAUCUGUCGAGCAGAGGUGGAGCUCUCCGAUGGAGGUCACAAGUUUUCACCAAACUCUGACUCUUCACCAGACACCAAGAAAACCUGUGGUGGUUUCUCUGAGACCUAUGCGGCUCUGUGUGACUACAAUGGAAUUGGCUGCAAGGAGGAGGUCCAGUGGGAUGUCGACACUAUCUACCAUUCUCAAGACAACAGGGAGUUUAACCUUUUGGAUUUCAGCCAUCUUGAUAACAGGGACCUUGCUGUGAUUGUGGCUUCCAUGGCGUACAACACGUGGUUUACCAGGCUCUACUGCAAAGACAUGCGCAUAGGGUCAGAGGUGGUGGACCAGGUUCUGCACACGGUCAGCAAGUCCAACAGUCUGGAGGAGCUCACGCUGGAGAAUGCCGGGCUCAAAUCGGAUUUCCCCCAGAAGAUGGCGUCAGCCCUGUCAGAGAACCCGGCCUCUGUGAUUCACUCUCUUAACCUUGCACAUAACACACUAGACAACCAAGGUGUGUCCAACCUGAUUCAGCAGGUGUGUCGCCUCAACAAGGGCCUCCGUCUCCUCAACCUUUCCAAGACCUCCCUGUCCUCCAAAGGUGUGUUGUCGCUGUCCCAGGCGCUGUCUUCCAGUGAUGAAAACUCCUUGCUACAUCUGGACCUUAGCAAGAACCCUGGAGUCCUGUCUGGGGAGGAUGCCACGAACCUGUACCUGUUCUUGGCCCAACCCAACUGUCUGGUCCAUUUGGACCUCUCGGGAACAGACUGCACUGUGGACUCGUUGUUUGGGGCUUUGCUGCGAGGCUGCUGUGCUGACCUGUCCUACCUAAACCUGUCCAAGAAUUCCUUCUCUCACAGGAAAGCGAGGGAUUCUCUGCCGACCUUCCGCCAGUUCUUCAGCUCAGCAUUCAGUCUCACCCACGUCAGCCUCGCCUCCAUGAAGGUGCCCCCGGACUCUCUGAGAGCUCUGUUCCUGGGUCUGUCCAACAACCCCCAUAUCACUGAUCUACAUCUGGACAUCAGCGGCUGUGAGCUGAGGUCAGCGGGUGCCGGGGUGAUUCAGGAGCUGUUUCCUCGGGUGUCCUGUGUAGGAACCCUGGACAUCUCUGAUAAUGGUUUGGAUAUCGACUUGCUGGCUGUCAUCCCAGCCUUCUCCAGACAUCCUUCCCUCAAACAUCUGAUGCUGGGGAAGAACUUCAACAUCAAGGGCAGGGUGCUGGAUGAAACUCUACAGAAACUAGUUCAGCUGGUGCAAGAGGAAGAAUGUGCGCUGCAGUCACUGUCCUUGGCUGACUCGCGGUUGCGCCAGCGGGGCACGGUGCUGGUCAAUGCCCUGGGCUCCAACGCCUGCCUGCGGAAAGUGGACCUGAGUGGCAACGGCCUGGAGGACGCAGGGGCCAAGAUGCUGAGCAAAGCCCUGCAGAUAAACACCACGCUUCGGAGUGUGACGUGGGAUCGCAACAACACCACCGCGACAGGCUUCCAAGAUGUUGCACGAGCUUUGGAACAUAACUUCACCCUGCAGUACAUGCCCCUCCCCCUCAGUGAUGUCACACAGGCGUACCGCAGUGCCCCGGAGAAAACGGAGCAAGCCAUGACCAAGAUCCAACGUGCCCUCCUGAGGAACAAUCAGACUCAACGUUUCUCUCAGAAACAGGCUCUCAGGCUGCAUCAGGGCCUGGUCACCAGCACUGCUGAACAGGUGAUGGAGCGCCUGUGUGUGCGCGUGCAGCAGCAGGUGUGUGUGUUAAGAGGCUCUGAGGAAGGAGAGGAGGUUCAGGCGGCCAGGCAAAUCCUCAAAGAGGCCAGGAACUCGAGAGCUCUGUACCCUUCUCUGUGUGAGCUGGCCCAUGUGCUGUCAGUAGAUGGUCCUGUCAAACAGAGGCUAGACACGCUGGCUGGAGAACUGGCCAAAGCUGCUGACAAAGAGCUGCAGGUGAUCGUGGACUCCAUGGUGUCCCUGUGUUGCGAGCUGUGCCCCAUGUCCUCCUCAGCUGCAGAGAGACUCAAUCCACCUCUCUCAUCCAUCUCCGAGCAAAUUUCCAUCCCACGCUCAUCCAUUCGCAACACCCUGAUGGAAAGAGCCGCCGAGGACAUCAACAAGAUCCUUGAGGAGGUGAAGUUGUCCGUGGUCUCUUAUUUGACCAACUCCAUAGUGGAUCAGAUUUUACAGGAGCUGUACAACACGCAUAAAGCUCUGCUGCGGCAGGUGUCUCAGGCGAAGCGCUUGGAUGAUGUAGGAACAGGGAGACGGACGACCAUCAGACACUCCAGGAUCGCAGAGUCUCUGGAGUUCCCUGACGAGGACUUGGGCAUCAACCUGGGCAUAGACACGAUGGCCAUCAAGAAGAGGACCUCGAGAACCAGAAGGAUCCGUCCCGUCUCCACCAGACUGAGCCUGGGCGACGACCCCAACUCCUCCCCUCCCCCCACUGCUCCCGCCCACGCCACCCCCCUGUCUCGCUCUGCAUCAUGGGAGUGCUUGUCCACCCUCCCUACCAACGGUUCACCCUUGCGUCAUGUGACCCACGUCAGGCCACGCCCUCCCCGAAGACACAGGACUGGGUACCUUCCUGCUGAGUCUCAUUGUUCAGAGAAUGGCGGAGUCAGCUUGCUUGAAGAUGGAUUACCUGAUUUCUACAGCAAGAGAGUGCUACCUGACAGUCAGCUGUCAUCCCUCCAUCAGGCCCAGUCACUAAGGCGGAAAAAGAGACGCAGCAUGCUGUCAAUCUUCUCUGGCUUCCGCAAGAACCGCAACUCUACCAUCUCCAAUCAGGACAGCGACUGCGCCUCAGAGAACGUUUACUCAAUGAUUCAACACCCCAAGGAUCCUGGGAAGAUGGAGGUGGCGGGUCAAGGAGCGAAUGGGAACAUGCCGUCACCUCGACCCAUGCAGGGAGCGCCGCCGCACGGGUUGAGGGUUGCUAGCCCGCCCUGCCUCAUCCAAAGACAGUCCACAGACCUGGUCAGCAUGGUGUACAGCUGCAUUGGGGCUGAAAUUGAGGACUCUGACACCAGCAGCACGUACGACACCAAGCCCUUGGACCGUGACGCCGAGAGACAGAUAGACACCCAGCAGGACAUCUGCACCAACGGACACAUCAUCUCCUCCGACAGGCCGGCGGACAGACAAACAGAGCCGGGCAGACAGGAGCGUAUAGUGCCCCUCUCGCCAAACUCACUGCGAGACAGACAGAUGGAGGAGGAGGAGAGACAGAGCAUCUUUGGAGUCCCCCAUGGGCAGAGGCCAGAACCACCGCCACAGAGCAGCAAGCCCAGUCUGGCCAUUAUGAGGCAGCGACACCUGCAGGGGAGUUUAGAAGAAGCAGAAAGGUUGGAAGGAGAGAGGGAAGGGGAAGAAAGUGAAAAGAAGCAAGAAGAGAAACUGAAGCCAAGAGGGCCUGAGGGACAGCGUCCUCCUAUUCCUAAUAAGGUGUGUAAGGCCAAGAGCUCCCCCAAAACUUCACCAGCUGUCAGUCCACCCGAAGAUCCAAGCAAUGACAAGAAGGGCCCACCCCCUGCUCCAUCUGCCUCAGCUAAGUCUGCUUUGGAGUCUUCCACCACAGCUGUCAAUCAAGAGGAGGGAACCAGUGAGAGCAAAAGCCCAACAACCUCCGUGCCACAAAAGUCUGCAAAACCAGGGUUUGAAUCGACAGAUCCCGCCACCGCUCAAGCUGAGGAAGAAGGAGCUAAUGGAUUUCUGCCAAAGUCACAUCACAGCAGGAAAGCUAACUCAUGUGACAUAGGCAUGGAAUGGGACAGUCCCAGUGAUCUGGAAAGGUCCUCAGAUCGCAAAAUCCCCAUGAAAAAGCCCUGUUUCCCCCAGUACAGAAACAGAUCUCUGGACUACCCUGCAGGGACCAGGUUAUCAGACGCCGAGGGUCGUGACGAAGCGUCGGUAUUUGCCGACCUGAUUGAGAACAGGUGA